Bactrocera neohumeralis is the source of this 1178-nucleotide messenger RNA. RefSeq names its product pro-resilin (gene Cpr50Cb). The transcript has 4 exons. The coding region runs from base 381 to 863 and encodes 160 amino acids. NCBI's taxonomy places the organism in Eukaryota, Metazoa, Arthropoda, Insecta, Diptera, Tephritidae. Gene Ontology annotation, cellular component: extracellular matrix. The record is from RefSeq and is a predicted model, not a curated record.
UAAAAAGUAGCAGUGCCGCUAAACAAAAGACUCAAGUUGCGAACCCGGUAAAGGAAAAUUGCGAAUAAACGUUGAUAUUUGAAAAAGAAUUCAUUUGAGCAAAUAUUAUAUAUACUUUCGGUGUAAUUUAUCAGCUGUGGCAGCGUUAAAAAAUAAAUAUUUUUAAAGACAUUUGUAGCGUGUGACUAGUGAAUAAUAUACUUUGCCAAGUGUGGUGCAGAACUGACAACAAGCUUUUUAGCUUUAGACUUCAAAGGAUACUACGCAAGGAUAUUACAUUUUGUAACCACAAAAGUAUUGAAAAUUUUACUGUGUUUUCUCAGUGUUUCAACCAGUUUUGAUACAUACAAAAUAAUUUCAUUUUCAAACAAUCGGAAAAAAUGAUGUCGCUGAAAUCGUUGCUGCUUAUUAGCUCUACAAUCGCCGUGAUCGCCUGUGUUUGCGCGCAACUCGCUCCCGGCUCAAACAUGUACCUGCCACCCAAGCCAAAUGGCUACAACUACCCAGAGCCCAAGAAUCCACUGCGUCCUGGAACCCCAUCCGGUCCCGGACCACGCCCACCAGGCCCACAACGCCCAUCGCAACCUGGACCCGGCGAGCCUGGUCACGUUCACGUCCCCGGCAUGCCAUUCGACUUCGAGUACGCCGUCAAUGAUGUUGAGACCGCCAACGAUUAUGCCCACAAAGCUUCGAGCAAUGGUGAUGUGGUGACCGGUGAAUAUCGCGUUGCACUGCCCGAUGGUCGCACACAGAUCGUACGCUAUACGGCCGACUGGAAGACUGGCUACCAUGCGGAUGUCAGCUACGAGGGUGAGCCACAAUUUCCACAGGGUCCCGGCGGCCGGCCCGGCUACAAAUACUAAGGGAGUACACGCUGAAUGAUGUUGGAGCGCCGGAAGCACACUCUUGCACGCACGCACACAAACAUACACUCACUCACUUGCUCACACACACACUUAACUGCAAUUAAGGCUACAGCAACUGCCACAACAACAAUAAACUACCACUGCCCCACAUGAAGAUGAGACAACGAUAAGGCGAUGCAUUUUUUUUGGAAAAAAGAAAUUCCUGAGAUGUAAAUUUUUGUUUAGUUUAAAUCCAUCGAAUUUUUAUUAUUAGUUUAAUUUUUAAUAAGUUUUUAGUAUUGAAAUUUUUUUAUAUGUUUUUAACUAAUAUAC